AGCGACAAGAAGUAAAAUGACUUUUGGCAACUACAGCGCAAUUUAAAAGCAAGCGACACCUAUGAUUGGACGAUUCUGAUUUUGAAAGCAAAAGGCCUAUAUUCUCUCUCGUCCUGUCUGUUCAGCAUUUCUAAGUAGUAAAAACGCAUUACCAUCAUGGCGGAGGGGACCGCGAUAGAUCCAGCGGAUCAGACGCAGCUGGAUUACAAGGCGCAGCCGCCAAAGGUCAGAUUUCGCAACUACUACCCAAAAACACCAGCGCUCCAGGCGGGCGUGCAACAGCGACUCACAACGACAGAAAUAGAACAACAGGUACUGAGCUUUUGCAACGCGACGUUUUAUUUUUGUGGCAAAUUAUCACCCAGCGCAGCAAGAGAAACAUUAGACACGUUGUUGCGUUCGCAUGACAAGUUUUGCACCGAUUGAGGCAUCUUAAAUUUGUGAUGCGUAGAAGAGCUAUAUGACAACGGAAAAAGUGACGCAGAUUUGGCAUGACAAAGAUAUAACUGUAACAAACACCCCAGAUCGACAGCAUCCUGGAGGCGAACCAGGAGGCUUUGGACAAGAAGGACUGGAUGGCGCCGACCGCGUCGAAGAAGAACUGGGACAUCAUAUCCUGAGUAAAAACGUACCCACACCAGAGUUGUAAUGCAGAUUUGCAAAGACAGGAAGACUUGUAAUGCGCAUCCCCAUGAUAGCCGUUUCCAGUCGUGUUUUGGAAUUUGUGAUGCUGUGAACAGGAUGAGCAGAUGAAUCAGUGAUGCGGCUGCACUUGCUAACCUGCACUACCCUGCAUAGUGCAACUUGUCAUGCGUGACUCACAAAACUCCUAGGUUUGUGUUGCAAAAUCCCCAUCCUGACUCUGGUGUGGGUGCGUUUUUACUCAGGAUACAUCAAGCGGGAUUUUACACGGAAACUGCAGAAGCUGGAGAAGAGAACGGAAACCGCCAUGGUGAAACUGAUUCGGAAGCAACUGCUCGAGUCCCAGGGGAAGGCGGCGGCCGCCACAGCGCAGACGGAAGAAGAAGAAAAACAGUUGACCGAGGAAGCUCUACUCUCCGGCAGCAAAGCGUCCGGCUCGUCUUUGAAGCAAGACAUUUUGCAGGAGGAAGACAGGAUAAGAAACGGGUCCUCCGCCGCGGGGUCGAGCUCCAGCCGAGCGCCAAACCAGGUGGACGUAGAGAUGCCGGAUGCGAACGAGGACGGAGACGUUCGGCAAGACGGCAGUGAAGCCAUGAAACAGUUCGGAAGACAGCUGGCAGAGAUGCGCGACGAAGAUUUGCUGAGUGAUUCAGAUUGAUCAUAAUCCAAGAUAGAACCUGUAGAGGCUCUUGGAACUACACGACAUCGUCAUGAAUCAAGUGUUGUACCACGAAAACGAAGUACCAAGUACCAAGAAAGCGCCAAGGGAUUUGUUCCAAGAAAUAA
Messenger RNA from Amoebophrya sp. A120, 1428 nucleotides. Lineage: Eukaryota; Dinophyceae; Syndiniales; Amoebophryaceae. The record is from the annotation of a GenBank genome assembly.